AUGUAUGUAUAUAUUUUACAAAGAAUCACGUCAGUUCAAAUAAUUGUAAAUUGUACCCUUGCAGUUAAGAAUUGGGUUCCUGUAAUUCGUGCUACAUCAGCCUCUCAUCCGGCACGCUUAUGUACAGAUUCGCCUGUAAAGAAGACUGUCGCAUCUCUCCUCACAAUGCCCAUCAAUCGCCAGAAACCCGACCUCUGCAUUGUCCUCGUGCUGUUUCCUGUUGUUGUUCGGUAA
Messenger RNA from Bipolaris victoriae FI3, 234 nucleotides. RefSeq lists its product as hypothetical. The record is from RefSeq and is a predicted model, not a curated record. Lineage: Eukaryota; Fungi; Ascomycota; Dothideomycetes; Pleosporales; Pleosporaceae. Bases 1 to 234 code for a protein of 77 amino acids. The transcript has a single exon.